This is a messenger RNA of Manihot esculenta (cassava), 966 nucleotides long. RefSeq lists its product as uncharacterized. The record is from RefSeq and is a predicted model, not a curated record. The coding region runs from base 1 to 966 and encodes 321 amino acids. NCBI's taxonomy places the organism in Eukaryota, Viridiplantae, Streptophyta, Magnoliopsida, Malpighiales, Euphorbiaceae. The transcript has 2 exons.
AUGAAUCGUAUUACCUCUUUGUUUGAUGAUAUAGAUGUGCAAGUAAUUCAAAGUAUUCCUCUCAGUCGUAAAUAUUGUAUGAAUUCUUGGAUGUGGGUUCACUCGAAUCAGGGUGCUUAUUCUGUUAAAAGUGGUUACUGGGUGUUGUCUUCUCGCCCUCCUGAUAGUAUUGUGUAUCCUGAUUUCCCAGAAUUUUUAUGGGGGAAGUUGUGGAAAGCAAAGGUACCGAGAAAGGUCCAAGAAUUUCCUUGGAGACUCUGCUAUCUGAGCUUUUCAGAAGGGCUCUCACCAUCAACUGAUGAAGUAUUGGUUCCAAGUCGGUUAUCUAAUUUAUUAAAUCAUUGUGAUGAGGAUAAAGUGAAUAGGUGUUUUCUGCUUCUGUGGGAAAUUUGGUACAAUAGAAAUAAUAUUGUAUGGAGGCAAAAAAAUCUCAUACCAACUGAAGUGAUCCAUUUUGUUAAUUCAUUUUAUAUGGAAUGGUCACUUGCGUAUGAUGUUUCUAGUGUAGCUCCUUCUGCACAUGCCUCUACUGAUUAUUCUACUGCACAUUGGUCUCGAUCUCCUGUUGGGUAUGUCAAAUGUAAUUUUGAUGCUUCCGUUCCUUUACAAGGUCAAGGUGUAGGAUUGGGUCGGGUCUUACGGGAUCAUUGUGACCAUUUUAUUCACGUUGGUAAGGUUUAUCGGGAAGGCAGUUUCAAUCCCCUUAUUGCUGAAGCCUUAGCAGCAAGAGAGGUUCUCCUUUACCCCAAGUCAAGUGAGUUCCAUCUUGUUGUGUUGGAUACUCUGCUUGUGAAUGCUAUAACUACUUGUGUCUUCGAUUUCUCUCAUUUGGAUCUUUUAGUUCAAUAUAUUGAUAACCUGUUAUCAGAGAUUGAUGAUGUCCCUAUGGUUUUUGCUAGAAAAUCUGUGAAUCUGUGUAUUCAUGUUCUUGUAAGAGCUGUUGUUUUCUGUAUCAGGUUUGGAUGA